UGCUUCACGAGCGGACAUUAGAGAAACAGCAGUAGGAGGGAGAUUUCGGAGUCGCGUCGACAUCCAGGGGUGUAGCCGCGGUACCGUGCCUGUAGUGCGUGCGAGGGAGGUGGAGGAGGACGGGCAGUCAGGAGGAUGCUGGAGGGCAAUGCCUGCAGAAAGAGAGUAUGAGAUUUGUCGAAAGGCGCUCGAGCUGCUCUCCGACCUGUGCUCCAAAGGCGAGGUGCAGGAUGACGACUGUUUGGAUUUCACCUACUACUUCAGGGAUCUGGCCAGACCUCGUUACACGGACUCUGAUGUAUCAGUGAGCCUGUUGUCCCUGCUGGUGACCACCUGUGGUCUGGCUUUAUUCAGCGUCUCCCUAUUUGUAUCAUGGAAGCUGUGCUGGGUACCUCUGAGUGGCCGAUUUCUCCCAGAUGUCCUCAAGGGGGUACAUUUUCUGGGAGGGGACCAACAGCCUGUAUUAAUAGAGGUGGAUGGGGAUGAUAGGGAGUACAGUGAGGAUGGCUGUAUGAAGGAGCCAUCAGGCCUCCCCAUGGCUGUAUCUGUCCCAGAGUCAGGUCUGAAGAUCAGCCACACGUCACCUGACAUCCCUCUGGAGACCCAGGCCAAAGUAGACCAUAUACAAGCCCACACCCUGGCCAGGGACAGGGUGCAAAGACAAAUCACUGAACCCACGUCGUCAGUACGUCACAACUCCAUCCGUCGUCAGAUGAACCUGUCCAAUCCAGACUUUAAUCCGACUCAGUUCCAGCGCCAGGAUAGUCUGACUGGUUUAGGACAGAUCAAACCUGAGCUUUACAAGCAGCGCUCUGUGGACACGGAUGAUGGACGUAGGACAGACAACUGUGGACGUCUCAAUAUCAUCCUUAAGUUUGACUUUGAUCUGGAGCAGCUGAUAGUUAAGAUUCAUAAGGCUCAAGAUCUUCCUGCCAAGGACUUCUCUGGGACCUCGGAUCCUUAUGUCAAGAUAUACCUGCUGCCUGACCGUAAAACCAAGCACCAGACUAAGGUGCACCGCAAGACUCUCAACCCAAUAUUUGAUGAGGUGUUUCUCUUUCCAGUGGCAUACACCGAGCUGUCGAACAGAAAGCUGCACUUCAGUGUCUAUGACUUUGAUAGGUUCACUCGCCAUGAUUUGAUUGGUCAAGUGGUGGUGGACAACUUCCUGGAUCUUGCCGACUUCCCAAGAGAAACUAAAUUGUGUCGGGACAUCCAAUAUGUCACUUCGGAUAACGUGGACCUGGGAGAGCUGAUGUUCUCAUUGUGCUAUCUUCCCACGGCUGGCAGGCUCACCAUCACCAUGAUCAAAGCCAGAAAUCUCAAAGCCAUGGACAUCACAGGUGCUUCAGAUCCAUAUGUAAAGGUGUCGCUGAUGUGUGAGGGCCGUAGGCUAAAGAAGAGGAAGACAUCAACCAAGCGCAACACUCUAAACCCAGUUUACAAUGAAGCCAUCGUCUUUGAUGUCCCCCCAGAAAACAUCAACCAAAUAAGUCUACUUAUAGCCGUCAUGGACUAUGAUCUGGUUGGACAUAACGAAAUCAUCGGCGUGUGCAGGGUGGGUAAUGAGGCUGACACUCUGGGACGAGAUCACUGGAGUGAGAUGUUGACAUAUCCACGCAAGCCUGUCGCACAUUGGCACCCGCUAAUAGAGUGGGUUGGACAGGGAGCAGCAGGCAAUGGAAGUCAAGGCGGAUCCAUCAAUUCUCUGAAGGCACCACCCUCACCAUGAACACACACACACAAACAAAUACACGCACAUGCACACAUGUACCCAAAGACUCAGGUUGGUAGAAUAAUGAAGAAUGGACCUGUAAAAGUACCCCGAAGGCUUAUCCCUACUUUUUUCUUACUUCUAAAAAAAACCAAAAAAAAACAACAUUAACAUUCCAACUGAACUGCUACGGUAUAUAGUGUCAUUAUUUUAGCUGUUCCUAACAGUAUUAAUAUUUUGAAAAUAACUUUUGUGGAAGAUGCAACUUUAGUUGUGAUUGAUGAGCUAGCAUAUAUUUUCUCAACCGUAAGGCUUAUAAAGUGAAGGUUGGUUCAACAGAAAUGUCAGCGAUUCCAAGUGAAAAUAUUAGUUUUUCCAUUCAGCUUUCUCAUAUGGUUCUUCUUUUAUCUAAAUAUAAAUUAAUGUAUUUGCUUCAAGAAUAUGUCAAGAGGCUAACAAAGAAUAUAACUUUUUUUUUUUCCUAACAAUUUAAGUAGCAUUUUUCCCAGUGUGUGGUCCCAAAACAGAAAAUAGAAGCAUAGUAGAGAAAUAUUGAUUUGGUGUGUUUUCAGAGAAGUGAUCCCUUUUCUUGCAAUUAUUGCUAUUUGUUAUGAUCAAACAGUGUAUCUAUGUACAGUUUUUAUGUAGUAUAUUUUGCUUGGGAGCAGUUUAAUAAACCAUCUUAAUUUAGGAUAUAACCCCAUAUACAGUAAAUAAAAAAAUAAAAAAUAUUACCACAAUGAUUGGUUAAUUCACAUAUUAUCCUGCGAUGUCUUUGCAACAUACUGUAGACAUAAUUGAAUUUGGGUUUGGAGAGACCCUUGGAUCAGACCUUAGAUUAAUAAUAAUAAUAAUAACUCAUAAUAAAACAGUGCAAGAAUUGUUGACAAUGCUGUUUUUCUUUAAAGUGAGGCCACACCUUGUUGUAUUUUUAAGUCUGUUUUAUAUUUAGUUUUUGAAAAGUGUUUUGGACACGGUCACAAGUAGCAGUGAUGAUUUGUAUCUGUCAAUUAAAUGCAUGCAUUCGGCUUAAUUGAGUUUUGCCAAAAGCUUUGUUUCUGUCAGUCCAAUAUGUAAACACAAUCUGACCUGGUUAAAAUGUCCUUUCAGUUGUUAUUAAUAAAUAAU
Molecule: messenger RNA, 2842 nt
Organism: Phycodurus eques (leafy seadragon)
Lineage: Eukaryota; Metazoa; Chordata; Actinopteri; Syngnathiformes; Syngnathidae
Gene: syt9b
Product: synaptotagmin IXb
Exons: 9
Coding region: 149-1732 (527 amino acids)
Biological process (GO): regulation of dopamine secretion; regulation of calcium ion-dependent exocytosis; cellular response to calcium ion
Cellular component (GO): membrane; dense core granule
Molecular function (GO): phosphatidylserine binding; calcium ion binding; SNARE binding
Source: RefSeq, a predicted model, not a curated record